Emys orbicularis (European pond turtle) is the source of this 2565-nucleotide messenger RNA. Its product is annotated as NACHT, LRR and PYD domains-containing protein 3-like. Gene Ontology annotation, cellular component: cytoplasm. The record is from RefSeq and is a predicted model, not a curated record. Gene Ontology annotation, molecular function: protein binding. NCBI's taxonomy places the organism in Eukaryota, Metazoa, Chordata, Testudines, Emydidae.
AUGGAAAACCAAAGCAGAAUCAGUGACCUGCUUGUACAUGCCCUUGACAACCUUCCUCGGAAAGACUUCAAAAGAUUUAAAGACAAACUAUCACACUCUGACUUCAACGGGAAAGGUAACAUCCCCCGGGGUCAGCUGGAGAAUGUCGACGUGAUAGACACUAAGAACCUCCUGAUGGAAUUCUAUGGUGCAGAGGCUGCAGUGGAUGUAACCAUAGACGUUUUCACUCAGAUCAGCCUCAGAGAGGCUGCUGCUAAACUCAGAAAGGAAAGAGAGAAAGUUUUUUCAAAGGAAAAGGAGAAAACAGCAAAAUUUGAAGAAGAAACAAGAGGGAAAUGUACAGAGAUACACCACGCCAAGGAGCAGGGAGAAGAUCAUCCUUCUCUGAAAGGCUCUGAUUACCAGAAGAAGUACAGAGAACAUAUACAAGAAGAAUACCAAAUAAUAGAAGACAGGAAUGCUCGCAUAGGUGAAUGUGUGAGUCUAGACAAAAGAUACACAGAACUGCUUAUUGUAAAGGAACAUCGGCAGCGGGAGGAGAAAGAACAUGAAAUAAUCACCAGAGGAAGGAGACACGCAGAGUUGAUGGCUCAACAACCCAGUCUCACUAAGAUUAGUGUUUUAUUUGACCCUGAUAGAAAUCGGAAAGGCCCAAGAACUGUUGUGCUGCAGGGAGCUGCUGGAAUUGGGAAAACAAUGACAGCAAGAAAGAUCAUGUUGGACUGGGCAGCUGGAAAACUUUAUCAGAAAAAGUUUGAUUAUGUUUUUUAUAUAAAUUGCAGAGAAAUAAAUCGUGUUACUGCACAGAAAAGUGUUGCUGAUUUGGUUUUAAACAGUUGUCCUAAUGGAAAAGGACCAAUUAAAGAAAUCUUUGAGAAGCCAGAAAAACUCCUGUUCAUAAUAGAUGGUUUCGAUGAAUUGAAUUCCUUGCUAGAUAUUGAUGAAGUUAGUCUGUGCACUGACCCAUUUGAGACGAAGCCAGUGAAAACCAUCCUGUGCAGUUUACUGAGAAAGAAAGUUCUUCAAAAAUCCUUCUUACUGAUCACUACAAGACCAACUGCUCUGGAGAAACUACAGCACAAUUUGAAGUCACCAUAUUAUGCAGAGAUAAUGGGUUUUUCUGGAGAUGAGAGGAAAGAAUAUUUUCAUAAAUUCUUUUGUGAUGAAAAGAAAGCAACACAAGCCUAUAAUUUUGUGAAAGAAAAUGAAAUGCUCUUCACCAUGUGCUUUGUCCCCAUUGUGUGUUGGAUCAUCUGCACGGUUAUGAAGCAACAAAUGAAAAGAGGGGAAGAUCUUGCACAAACUUCAAAAACAACAACCUCAGUAUAUUUGCUCUUUCUGUCCACUCUGCUAAGUGAUGAUUUCACUGACUCAAUACAACAGUCUAAAACUACCCUGUGGAAGCUUUGCUCAUUGGCUGCAGAUGGAAUUUUAGAACGGAAAAUACUGUUUGAAGAAGGUGACCUGAAGAAACACAAUUUAUCCUUGUGUAACAUUCACUCUCUCUUUCUGAAUAAAAGUAUUUUUCAAAAAGAUACUGAAAGUGAAAGUGUCUACAGCUUCAUUCAUUUGAGUUUCCAAGAGUUUUUUGCAGCUCUUUUCUAUGUGCUAGAGGAAGAUGAAGAGACAAUGAAAAAAUCAUUGACUUCUAAGAAAGAUGUGAACCUCUUGCUAAAAACUUACGGAACAUCUAAAAAUAAUUAUUUGAUGUUAACGGCACGUUUCUUGUUUGGUCUCUUAAAUAAAGAGAGACUAAAUGACAUAGAGAAAAUGUUAAAUUUUAAAACAACCCCUAAAAUAAAGCAGGAUUUAUUGAAGUGGUUUGAAGCAGAAGCUAAAAACAUCUCCUCUCUGCCCUAUAAGACCUAUGAGGAACUGUGUGACCAGCUUGAGUUGUUUCACUGUUUGUAUGAGAAUCAGGAAGAAGAGUUUGCGAAAAGCGCAAUGGAUAAUUUCCAAGAAAUUAGACUGGAACACAUCAGGCUUACAACAAUGGAUGAAAUUGCUCUUUCAUUCUGUGUAAAGAACUGUUCUAGUAAGCAGUCACUUUACCUGUGUAAUUGUACGCUUGGGAUUGGAGAACGAGAAGAAGGAUGGAUAGCAAAGCUACGGAAAUGGUUAUUUCCUCUGAACCCACUUAUGAAAGAUCCGAGAACUUCAACUGCAUACUCAUUGUUGCAAGGACUGAAGGAUCCUAAUUGUAAACUGAAGGCAAUAUUGUUGUGGCAGUGCAGUCUCACAGCUGCUUGCUGUGGGGAUCUCUCUGCUGCCCUCAGUACAAACCAGUCCCUGACUGAGCUGGAGCUGAGUGGGAAUAAACUGGGAGAUUCAGGAAUUAAACUUCUGUGUGAAGGACUGAAACAUCCCAGCUGUAAACUGCAGAAAUUAGUGGUUUGGGAUUGCCAUCUGACUGAUGCUUGCUGUGGAGAUCUCGCCUCUCUGCUCAGCACAAACCAGUCGCUGAGAGAGUUGAACCUGAGCGGUAAUAACCUGAGUUAUUCAGGAGUGAAGCUUCUGUGUGAAGGACUGAAACAUCCAAACUGCAAGUUAGAGAAGCUUGAGUAA